Symbiodinium sp. CCMP2592 is the source of this 714-nucleotide messenger RNA. The record is from the annotation of a GenBank genome assembly. NCBI's taxonomy places the organism in Eukaryota, Dinophyceae, Suessiales, Symbiodiniaceae.
AUGUCAAGAGCCAUGAGUGCUUUCUUGGGUUGCAACUAUUCGGAAAUGGUGGUGCACGCCAACACGUAUCAGUUUGAUCGUUGUUGGAACGGCAGAGAUACGCUUGGUAAUGUCAAGGAUGGCGAGGAGAUCCUUCUGGCAGAAUGCAAUGGUAUUUCGUGCCGACGAGACCUGGCGGUUCUCACCUUACCGUUUCUGUCCGAGCUACGGAAGUCCACCUCACUUCUGAGGCAUGCAACACCUUACUUCACAGGGAAGGGAAUGAAGGUCGUCAUUCAUAUACGCCGAGGGGAUCGAGUCCCAAAGGGCCCCGUCGAUCUUGCAAGGAAGGUGAACGGCCAGCACUACGCAUCGGACGCCUUAUACCUGGAUUUCUUGCGAAUGUUCCGCAGGCGUGUGCAGAACGUCGAUGUUCAUAUCAUCAGCACAACGGAGGAUGGUUUUCCCAGCCAAAACUUCGAUGUCUACAGAAACCUUGGUGUGCAAGUUCACUUGGAUGGUGAUAUCAUUGAUGAUUGGGCUCACAUGACUCAGGCCGAUUUGCUUCUCAUUGCUCCCAGUACCUACUCGUGGGUAGCUGGCCUGCUCAACGAGAAGUGUGUUGCAAUUUUCAAUUUCUUUCAGUACCCCAUCCUGUUGGACUGGAUUGAACUGAGCGCCGACUUGCACGAGCUCAAGGACGUGGAGAGCUGCCUUUCAACUAAAGGACGCUAA